AUGCAUCUUUUUCGAGGUUCAUGGAAUGUGAAUGAAGAUGAAGUGUCCGUUCAUUCACCGGUUCGACUCUUACAGAAAUUGGCAGCUUAUCGAGCGUCGACCACAGCUCCUACAUCUGCAACUUCAACACCGUCAGUAUCACCUCAAAAUGAACGUAAACCAACAAUUUUAACUGAAUCAACAAAUUUCUUUGCUCGUCUAUGGCGUCCGACGACAAAUCAUCCGCCGCCAUCCCCAAUUUUAAUAACAUCGAACGAAAUACACUCAUCAUUAACCGAUCUUGCGCCUGAAUAUAGUCCAUCACUGUCUGAGACAUCGUCAACUUUAUCCGCUACGCCGAAAUCAACUCGUCGUAUCUCAUUUAUACGUGAAGUAUCAAUUAAAACCUCAUCACAUCUGUUUCCAUUUCCACCGGUGCCGUCAUCGCCGCCACUACCACCAUCGUCAUCGUCGUUACCGUCACCACCACCAUUACUUCUGUCGCUACAGCCAGUACCGGCACCACUUUCUCCGCCUUCGCAACCGCUACUUCCAUUGCGACCACCCCUACCGCCUCUUCGCCCGCAGCCAACAGUAUCGAGUGUCAUAACUGAUCCAUCGUUUGAAGAUACAAUAUCCGAACAUCCAUGUGAUACCGCUAGUGAAUUUUAUUCUCAAAGUUUUGAAACGAAUAUUGACAGUAGUAAUCCGGGCAUUGUCGAUGAUGACGAUGAUGAUUAUGAUGAAAAUUGUGGCCACAAACGUAGAUUAACGUACGAUGAACGACAGCGACGGUUAAGUCUGUCAGCGAAACCUGUGAUAUUGUUAGUGCAUCAGAAGGCAUCUUUGCCUAUGGAGAUGGUUUUGCCACAUUGUAGUGAUAGUCUCGCUUCACCCGAAGCGAAUAUUGAUGUUAGCAUGGCCAUGGAUUAUCUCACAACGUCGAUGAUAACGACGCAGUCAAUAAGUAAUAGUACGCCGCCAAUAACAAUGGAAAACAAUCCUGUAUCAGCAACUAACAAUCUUAGACGAAAGAGCCGGUCAGGCCUUCGAAAUGCUGAAGGAUGGGCUCGAAAACGAGCAUUGAUGCAUCGUGGUUAUCAAUGGACAACAACAUUUGAAGGUAUGGAAUCGACCAAUAACGAUCAAACAUAUCCGAAUUUUGACAAUACAACAUCUCUGACUGAUUCUAUUCCACAUAUCGAUCAACAGAAUCUAUCGCCAACUUUAGCCUCGACGAUGAGACAUUUGAAAAACAAUGAGUCAAGUUUCAGUUCUCAGGACACGCACCGUCGACGACGUUCAUCUCGACGUCUACCCGAAAUACCUGGCAAACAUUCAUCAUCGUCCACCACAAAUAAUAAGGAAACUAACCUUUCCGAUGAAGUCAUCUUUACAUCUUCAUCAUUACACUCCUCCAAUGAAUAUCCAACACAUCCAAUGCGUGAAAAUUCUCUCAGUAAUCGUUCGAACCGUUCCAAAAGUAUCGAUUCUGAUUCUUCCUUGAAAACACGUUCAUCACACACUAAACUAUUCCAUACUCAUCAAUCACCGAAUGCAAAGUCGGUGGAUGUAUCUAAUCUAGCACGACGAAAGUCAUUUCUUGUCAUUAAUAAUACGUCGUUGUUACCUCAACGCUCGCUUGAUUAUCCAUGCAUAGUACGCAAAGCGCCAGAUCUGUCCGAUAUUGUCCGGAGACGAAUGUUAUAUUCGAAAAUUUCCAAACAGCAAGGUGAUACUUUUUCAAUUAGUUUAGAACGUGAGCACGUACCAAAAGUACCACGGAAAAUUAUCAUCCGGCAAGACAACAGUAUUGAGAUUGCAUUAAGUAAACCACCGAAACUUCGUCGUCAGACGUUGUCGGAAGAGUAUUAUUAUGGUUGUAACUCGGAAGCAGAAUUUGCUUCCAUUGCACAGUCAACGAAUGCUGCAUCAACGCUGGGCAUACCACUUCCAUCGUCAGCAUCGGGUGGCGAUCGACGAAAAACGAUUGAAACAUGUGAAAACAUCUUCUUACAUGCAGAAGAGAGUUCUAAAUUACGUGCGCGAACACCACCAUCGAAUCCACAUCGAAUUUUACUACACCGAGAUAAAAACGAUACUUCGAUACGGACCAAUGGUCUCGGAAUGCGAAUUGUAGGUGGCCAAGAAUGUGAAGACGGCAGUCUUGGAUGUUUUGUUACCAAUCUUUUACAUGGCGGGCCAGCUGAUGUUCAAGGUAACAUUGAAGUAGGCGAUCAAAUUUUGGAAUUCAAUGGUCAUUCAUUGAUCGAGUCAACUUACGAAGAAGUUCGAAUUCUACAAGAUUAUUGUGGUGAUAUUGUACAAUUAGUUGUACAACAUAACAAUGUACGAUUACAAAUCAGUGGUGGUCAAGCUUUAUCAUCAAUUGAAAUUUCUCGACAUUUCGAAACUGUACCACGAUUAGCAUCAUCGUUGACACGUAAACGACGAAAUUUACCGCCUCUGCCACCGUCAUUAUCAUCAUCAUUUCCCAAGCAGCAGAAACGAGAUUUGUACGAAACCGUCGAAACUCUCGAAGUGCCAAAUGUCAAAGAAUUGAAACCAAUCCUAAUCAAUCGCGGCCGACUUCUCGCUCAAAUCUGGCAUGAUGUCGAAGAUAUGAAAUUAGCUUUAACGAUCAUCCAAGCUGGUAAUUUACCUUUACGAACCAAUGGUGACCAACCAUAUACAUUCAUAACUGGUAAAAUGCUGUUUGAAGAUCGCGGCUUCGACAUGUUCGAAACCAAAGUGAUACAUUCUUCGAAUCCUAUUUAUAAUGAAACAUUUGUGUUUCAUGAAGUCGAAACUGUCGAUGUGCUUCAUCUGGAAGUUUUACUUUGGGAUAAAAAACAGAAUCAAGCGGAUAGACAUGCGAUUAACAACAGUACAGAUGAAUGCGAUGAAUUUCUUGGCAUGAUACAAUUGCCACUAAGUGAAGCAAAUCUAGAAGAUGAACCACGAUGGUACGAGCUUCGAGAUCGUCAAACACGAAAGCCGUCAACAUCGAGUGUAACGUUCAAAUCGUCAUCGGCUGAAAGUGGAGAUAGUUUUCGAAAAAUGCCACCUUUGGUACCCUCGUCAUCGUCAACAGUGGCAUCAUCGUCAGGAAAUAAACAUCAAGAACGAACGCGAACAUCAACUGACCUGUUAAUGCGAGCAUUGAAUCGUUCAGCAACGAAUAAAAUCGACUCGAAUCGACGAGCAUCAACAACAGAUAAACGAUUACAGCGAACAAGUGCAAAAAAUCCCACUAUACCAUCAAUAAUUAUGACCAGUAUCGAAGACGAAGACAACGAUGAACCUGCUUCUCCUCGAGCUUCGACCAUGGUUGUUCAAUCGGUUAAACUUAAGCGUCGAAUAUCCAAAGGAAUUCUGAAAUUGUUCGAUAUGCAAACGAGACGUUACAGUGAAUCGUCACCAAAAUCAUCGAUCGACAGUCCAACAUCAAGAAAACAUUCAUCACAAAUGCCACCCAAUCUUGAUAGCGAAGAUGACAUUGAUUCACCAACAUAUGGCGUCUCAUUUGACAGUACACCUACAGUGAUGAAUAAAUCUCCACGGCAAAGCAUCGGGCCACCACUGCCACCUCCACCCGUGCCGCCAUCGUCAGCAAUACAUCAUGACGAACAACAAACACUGAUACGUCCGAUUCCAUUGCAACAAAUGCCAAUAGGACAAUUAAUGUUACCUUUUAUUCCAUCAUCACGGCAUUCAUCAAUAUCAGGCUCGCGGAAAUCGUCAGCGGCAUCUUAUUGUGAAAGUGACGAAGAUAUUGAUCGUUAUUUCACCUUAACAGAACAGCAGCAACAACACCAAGCAGCAGAGCAGAUGAUUGAAAACAAUAACGUUCAAACACAUACGGUUGGUCCUGGACAAGUUACACCGAGAAACUACGAAAAUAUGAUCAAUGAUUAUAUCUACAUGGGACAAAUUCAAUUAGGUUUAAUCGUCACGAAAGGUCUUCUAGAAAUUGAUAUUGUCUGUGCCAGAGGACUGGAACGAGUUAUUAAUGAUAACGAUCCUCAUAAUUUCAAUAAUAACAUGACUGGAACUAGACAUGAAGAGAAUCCUCCAGAUACUUAUGUGAAAACAUAUCUACGCACGGGCACGCGACGCGUACAAAAACGUAAAACAGCAACAGUGAAAGGCAGCUACAAUCCAGAAUAUCAUGCUAAAUUAAAGUACAAUGCUUGUAAUGUCAUGGGUCGUCGUCUUCAAGUGACAGUCUGGCAACGUGCGGGCAAAUUCGAGAAAAAUCAAUGUAUAGGAGAAGCUUUCAUUCAACUUGAUCACUUAACAUUAACUCAACAUACUCUAGCUUGGUACAAAUUAUUCCGAGAGAAAUUAGUUGAAAGUGAAUUCUAUGAUUCAAGCUGA
Molecule: messenger RNA, 4359 nt
Organism: Adineta ricciae
Lineage: Eukaryota; Metazoa; Rotifera; Eurotatoria; Adinetida; Adinetidae
Source: the annotation of a GenBank genome assembly